UUGCAGACCAGCUAUGUUCUGCCAGAGGACAAGAACCAGUGGCAGCUGGAGUUUCUGCAGAAGGGGCAGAUCUACUGCAUCAGUGCCAAGGUGGAGAGUAUCUCCGGAAACACAGCCAGCGCCAACUCUGAGGAGCAGUGCGUUCUGGUUGCAGGGACGCCCUGGGUCCUGAUCCUCAUGGUUUUGGGGUGUUUGGUCGGAGUGCUGGCUUUCUCCUUCCUGCUGUUGUGCUGGUUUCUGCGGCGACCGGCUAUCCUGCCCCGGACACUGAAAUCCCUGGGCAGCAGCUGGCAGCCCCUGAGGGUGGGGGCGGUCGCCGUGGAGACGGUGACUUCCCCCUGGCGCCCCGUCUGGUUCCUGGAGGGCAGGAAGGAGGAGAAGGCGGAGGACGGGAGGCGGGGCAGCGCGGACAGCGGCGUGAGCCUGGGGCAGCGCCCCCCGCAGGCCGGCGGCGGCACUGCGGCCGGGGAGGCGGGGAGGUACGGGGGAGAGGCCGCCCUGGGGCUGGAGGACAGCGGCUGCGGGAGUCUGGGGAGGAGGGACAGCAGGGGCAGCGAAGAGCUCCCCCUGCUGGAGGAGAGGAGCUACGCAGGCGGGCAGCAGAAGGAGGACAGCGGCGUGAGUUUGGGGUCUCGGUACCGGGGGACAGACAGCGUCGGCGACGCGGACGGAGGAGAGGGGUGCACCUUGCAGGAAGUGCUCGUGACUGAUGGCUACCGGAGCCAGAUCCCCGCUUCUCGGGGGGCAGCUGCUGGUGCAGAGGGGGCUGACAGCCCCCUGGGCUACAGGCCCAGCUUUCCGGGCUGCGCGUGCGCGGGCCGGGGGGCGUGCGUCUGGUGCCGCGCCGGAGACGAGCCGGAGGGGAAGAGCGCCCCCCCGCCGGACCCCCUAACGGGGCAGAUCCCCGCUCUAGACUGCAAAGGAGCCGGGCCCCCGGAGGGGCCCUCGCUCGCCUGCUUCCCGGACGGCUACUUCAGGAAGGCCGCCCUCCAGGCCGGCGAGCCGGGGCACCCGAAGGCCCCCCCGCCCCCGCCGGCGGACCUCCUCCUCUCCUUCGAGGCGGCCCCGCUCCUGAUCCCUGCUCCGCGGCUCCCCCUGGUGGACGCGCAGCGGGAGCGCCGGCCCCGCCCCUUCGCCCCCUCGCUGGGCGACGUGGAGCUGGGCGGCACCUGAGACCCGACGCCCGGCGGUGAGACGGACAGCCGGGAAGCUGGGAAGAGACGCCCCAGGCCAGCAGGAGCCUGGGCCCCUCGGGGACGCCAGGAUGAGGACCUGGGGGGCCGGACUGAUCCUGACUGGACAAGCUGGAGCUCAGAGAGGGCAGGAGGAGGAGCAGGACUGGGCAAAUGAAGCUAGCACAGACCUAACGACUGACAGGAAUGCGUGGGGAUUUGUAACUGAAAGGGCUGAUCAGGGGGGGGUGACAGGUAUCCGAAUCGGGGGGGCUCUGGUGGGGAGCAUCUGGCUUUUCAGCCUCCCCACCUGGAAGAGAAAUCCCCGUUCUUUUUCGGUUCCGGGUCCCUCCAGAUAUUCCAGAAGUCUUCCUCCUGUGUGUAUUCGUAACGAAUUGGCACUGCUGUGAAUCGACACGUCUCAGCUUGUGCGUUGUCAGCUGAGAAAGGGCCUGCCGACUGUCCAGCACUGACAGGCUGAAAAAGCCAAACCCUUUUUCAAAUCGUGAACAGGGAAGACCCUGAUUCGGGUAUUCAGAAUCCACACAGGCACCGACUCGGUGAAACAGGAGAAAGGAGGCAUACGUGAAAACGUCUUUGAAGGGCAUUUAAAACUGAGAACAGGAAGUGCUUUACGCAAAGGGUGGUGGGAGUUGGGAAUAAGCUACCUAGCCAUGUCGUUGAAGCCUGGCUUCCUUCAAUAAACCCGCUGAAUGUGCUCAAUUAGCUAAAUGAGCUACGAUGAUGGAUGAGCCCCAAGAACUUUGGUGUUUACUUUAAUUUGUGAGGAGAGACCUUCUUGUGAAUCUGGUGUUGACAGGGUCUUGCUCACUAGCCUCAGACUGCUGACUUUAUAGCGAAUUCACCACAAAUGCACUCUCUCGUGGGUAGCUCGUGCUGGCUUCAGGUAGGUCAGUAAUGUGGGGGUCACAAAAGCAGUUCUAGGUUUCGCUGGCUAAGAGGGUCUGAUUUCCCCGAACAGACGCUUUUGACCUUUGCAAAUUUUACCGUGGUCAUUAGUCACUUCUGAAAACGCCCCGAAUCCGUGAAAUGAACGGGUUUGUAGAGGUCUGGUUGUUUCACUGUGAUAGCGAAACGGUUCAUUUUCUCCAUUUCCAACGGUAUGCACUUAUAGUACUAGAUGCCCUGCUAUUGUCUUUUCCUUGGUAUCAACUUGAAAGUAGGGACACAAUAAUCGUCUUAAAAGUAUGUACUGAGCGACUGCAAAAAAAAAAGGGAGUAGCAGGACAGCAGAUUUACAAUUGGAGAUAUAUAAAUUGGCAUUUGGUAGUGGGGAGGCGGAGUCUAUACCAGCAGGCAGCGGGUGCAAGGCAGGAUACACCCUGGAUAGGACGCCAGUCCAUCACAGGGCGGACAGACGCAAACACACACACACAC
Molecule: messenger RNA, 2570 nt
Organism: Lepisosteus oculatus (spotted gar)
Lineage: Eukaryota; Metazoa; Chordata; Actinopteri; Semionotiformes; Lepisosteidae
Source: RefSeq, a predicted model, not a curated record